AAAUUGAAUUGGCGUUAAACUGAAUGAUGCGCUUCUUAAAUCUGAAGCUUCGAAGCCUAAGUAGUUAUUAUCUACAUGCACUCACUACCUGUAAUGUUAUACCCAACUGGUCAAUAACUUCCAGGAAGAUAAAUACCACUUGUCAUCUGCCAGCAAAUGUUGAAAGCAGAGCGACUUUAGUGUACAAAAGUCCUCAUCGUAAACUUGUAUUGGGAGCUAAAACGUUUUCAUUACUAUCCAGUUCCAUUGUUAUUCUCCUACAACCUUUUUUGUUCUCACAUAUCUCUGACGUAAAAAUUUUCUCCGUGGCUUUAUUUGGUGGUCUUGUUUUCUCACUAUCCACUCCAGCUUUGUUGCAUAUAUUAACUCGCAGUCAUGUUACGGAAUUAUAUUACAGUCAGGACAGUAAAGUAUUCACUGCUUACUUAAAAGGAAUACUCUUAAACACUAAGAAGUUGGAGUUUACUGCUGAAGACGUGAAGUAUGCUGAAUCAAUGUUCACUAUGGCUAGCAUCACGGCCAAAGGUGUGCCAUUAUAUAUUUCAGAAGUUAACUUCACAGACAUUGAGCUGUAUAAACAGCUAGUGCGCUUCAAUGAACCGUUAGAUAUCAAGAAAUUUUAAAUAAAUACUGCAAAAUUACCCUUACAGCAUAUUUCAUAUGCGUUCACAUGCAAACAAGUUGUCAGGCCUCCUGUGUUGGCAUUACCAGCUGGUGUCACAGCUUUUCACUCGAUUUGAACAUGGCAGUCCCUGUUAUCUUCCGAAUUUGAAGAAGAGAGCGCCCGGGCAUACGGUACGCCCAUUUAUAUCCAGUAAACGAGUUGUUGUAAAAGCUGGCGACGGUGGUAAUGGAUGUAUUGCUUUUCGACGUAUCUUCUGUAAUCCACACGCUGGUCCUAGUGGUGGGGACGGUGGAAAUGGAGCACAUGUGAUUUUUAGAGCUGAUGAAAGUACAUCUGACUUAUCAAACGUACCCACUGUUAUAAAAGGCCAAAAUGGUGCCAGUGGAUCAAUGAAUGAUUGUCAUGGUGAGAAUGCGGACCAUGUUUAUGUAAAGGUUCCACUGGGUACACAAAUAUUUUCUGCAUGUGAAAAUCUUGAUAGUGUAAGCAAAGAUAACAGGUCCAGUGUUUUGAUGAAAACAUUACAAUCACCAGGCGACAUUUUCUUGGCUGCACGUGGAGGUGCUGGCGGUAAAGGCAAUGCAUUUAUGACGUAUGCAACAUUAGCAGUUGAUUCAAUGAAACUACCGAGUAGUAAAAAUACUCCAUUACGUAUAGCUGAACGUGGUGGUCAAGGUGAAACUAAAGAAUUUAUUCUGCGUAUGCGUAAACUUGCAGAUUUAGGGUUUGUUGGCUGUCCUAAUGCAGGAAAAUCUACACUAUUAAAAUGUUUAACAAGGGCCAGACCUAAAAUUGCACCGUAUCCAUUUACUACACUUCAACCACACAUUGGAAUGUUGAAUGUUCCUGAGAAUUAUCAACUUUAUUCAUCAAGUGAUUCAACAGAUAAUGAUUAUUCUCCAGAUUCAUCAAACGAGAUUCAUUCUAUCGCUAUUGCUGAUCUACCAGGUAUCAUUGAUGGUGCAGCUGAUUACAACAGAGGUUUAGGAGCCCAGUUUUUAAGCCUAAUCUCUGAUUGUUCUGUCCUGGCUUAUGUCAUUGAUUGUGGGACAUUGUGGCGCAGCUGCGGUCAUGACAAACUGCAUGAAUUCGAAGAUGAGCUUACUAAUCAAUUAUCUAUGCUCUAUUAUGAAGUAACUACCUACGAUGCCAAUCUCAAUAGUCCCGAUAAAUGUAUUAUACUAGGCAGCAAAUUGGAUUUGAUUUUCCGAACGAAGUGGAUUUCAAUUUAAAGUGUAAUAAUUUGGAGAAUAAUGCAUAUAUUCUUGAAACAUUAAGCCAUACACUGCACAAAGUAGCAUGUUCACUUGGUGUUAUCAGUGAUACACCAGAAAGUAGAGAUAGAGUAAUGCUCGUUUCAGCCAAGCGAGGAGAUAAUAUCCCACAAUUAGUAUGUAAACUUUUGAAAUAUGUACAGAAAUCUGAUAAAAAGUUGUGAAUCUGACACAAUUGAUGAAAAGGUUUUCUGCAUAAUACAAAUUUUUAGAUGCAUAUACCUUCUUGUAUAUGUAUAUUUGUGCAUAAGAAAUGAACAAUGACUUGAUUUUGUUUCUCUUAUUAAUGAGGAAAUUUCUGGUCAAAAUAUUUUUUUAAAAAAUUUAAUCAGUUAACUGUAAUAUUUCUUCACGUAUUUGAGUAGCACAUGUAAAUGAUUUCAUUGGUGAUAAAAUUUAAUUUCAAUUUUCUUGAUGACUAUGAAGUUGGCAAUUUGUUUAAGAGCUCUUUGGUUAAAAAUUCAGAUUAAUUUUUGUACAGUAAUAAACUCAUUUGUAUAGUUUUCUUUACAACCUUAUUAUUCUUUCUAAUUAUGCUGAAGUUUUUAAAAUCAAGCUUGUAUCCAUUUUGCAAAUAUGUUUGGUUAUGGUGCUUUGUAAAGGUUUUUGUCGAUAUGCUGUAAUAUCUUCUUUGAUGCGCCACUACAAUCAUUUUAAACUCUGAUAUAAGGGAAGUGUAACUCAUGCUGUUUAGUCAUAAGCUGCUAGCAUUACAUAUCAUAUCCGUCUCUGUUGACUGCUGAUGAUUUUUUCACUUUCUGUUUAUCUGACAUGUUCUUGCCACCGCUAAUAUAUAUGGUAAUAGGC
Heterobilharzia americana is the source of this 2706-nucleotide messenger RNA. Lineage: Eukaryota; Metazoa; Platyhelminthes; Trematoda; Strigeidida; Schistosomatidae. The record is from the annotation of a GenBank genome assembly.